AUUCGGACAAUUUAGUCGAGCUCGCAGCACAUGACAACUACACUUGAAAUCUAAAGUCCAAAAGGUGAAUUCUCCCAGCCCCUCUUGUGAACCUCUCGUAUUUAAAGGCGAGCGUUUGUUACAAGCAAUCUGGGUUCUACAUCUCGUGACAAGGAAAAAACCAUGGCUCUCACAAUCUUGAAGUGCUUCUUCCUGAUUUUUGGCUACAUUAUCAAAGCGAAAGGAGAGGAAAGCCUUGCUUCGGUGGUACUUGGUAGUGAUGGCGAAACUCUGCUUUUAAAACCUGGAUAUGAUUCCUCUCAGCCUAUGGCAGCCUGGGGUAAAUUCGAUGAUAAGAUAAAUUCCACCGGGUAAGUGCUGAACAUCUAAAAUAUCCCUAGUCCACAUUACGCAAAUGGAGUUUUCCUAUAUCGCAGUUAAGAUGAUAAAGACAUAUAUGUGAAAAGCCGAUCGAGGGAGAGGGGGAGAGAUUGUUUGCUUUAGGUCUUGUCAGUUUUGAAACCGCUUGUGCAUCCCAUGACCAGCACAUGGAAGGGCAGGUCAAUUGUUUGCGAUGGGUUAUUGACACAGACGUUUUGAAAACAACUCAGUGAUCCGCUCCACUUGCAAAAGCGGUAAAAUUUCCGCACAGCCCCAUACUACAUUAUGCAUUCAGUUCUUGGAUUGAGAAAACAAUGACAAAAACAAUAGAUUGCCGUUGGGAAAACAGAUUUGUUUUACAAUAGUAUGGGGCUGUGCUGAAAUUUUACCCGUUAUUGUGUCAGAAGUAAGCAGCCUGUUUGGUGGGCAAAUUUAAAAAUUCCAAAGUACAUAAUCAUAUUUUUCACAACGCUUACGUGACAUUUUCAAACCUGGUUUAAAUUGGAUCUUGGUCACAAAAGACAUAAGAUGUUGGUUACUGUGGUAGUCUGCCUCAUCAUCAAAACACCCUUGGAAUUCUGAAGGUAGUUGGUGGGUGAGAUCUUGGAAUUAAGUGCUCUAGCCCUUUUUCAGUAAGGCUCAUGUAAAGUUUGAGCAGGUCAGUAGAAAAAUUAGUCCAAAAUUGUUAGGCUUCUCUGGUAUAUUUAAAGAUCUGCAAAAAUGUGACAAAGCUAACUUUAGUUUGAAAGGCCUCUUUUAUAUUUUUAUGAAUGCAUUAUUUCAUCCAGGAAGGUUUCUGAAUUCAUUUAGGGGGAAGUGUGUUAUUUAUUCACUCAUCCAGGAUCAUUUCAAUUUUGUUUCUUAUUUCCUUUUAUAGAUGGACUUUCCUCGAGAUCCACUCAAAUGCAUCAUUAUCAGAUGCAGUGCAAGCAAAGGCAGCAGGAAUGACAGAGGGAUCUUUAACUGCAGAACUAAUGCACAAAAGUUAUCAGAACACUUUAGCUGGCUAUUGUGAUGCUGAACCAGAAUUUUGUGAGACGCUGGGAAAGUUUUUGGGUGAUAACCUGAAGUGGAUAUCCGAGCAAAUUGCCAGCAACCCUACAGAUAAAUAUUGGUACCAGGUAAAAAAUCUCAGCUGUACACUUUUUAUUGGAAUGAUUUCUGGAUCACUGUUUUGUAUUAUUUGAUCAUACAACUUCAUCAUUGGUCUUGUGAUCCUUUAGACCAAAACUAUAGCUUAAGGUUUUAUAUUCACAAGUAACCAACUAUUAAGGUGCUACCUGAGGUGGAACCUGCAAUGGUUAUAUUUGGAUUGUUUAAGGCUCAAAAGGGUUUAGCUUUACAACAAGAGUUAAAUGGUAGUACACAACACUUAUUAAACAAGGCCAUAAGAAAUAGUACUUGUUCACCCAAAUGGAAUGCUAGACCAUCACAAAUAACUCCUCUCCACCCACCUUAGUAUUCACUGUCCUGACAACUGAGUAGUAACCAUUGAUACUCCUGGGUGGCAAGGAACAGUUGAAUUAAAGUACAAACCGUCCCCUGCUUCCUCCCAAAUAUAAACUCCUAUACCUAUGUCCUACUGUUUAACCCUUUCACCUCCUGGAUCUCAUUAGUAAUUCUCCUUACAGUCUUUAAUACAAUUCUUUUGAUGUUAGUUUGGAGAAUUUGGAUAAACUUGUAACGCCCUAACUGAUAUUUUUGUAGUCUUAUCACUAGUCUGCUUGACAUAGUAUUAAUAAUGUAAGGAGAAAUUCUGUCUUGGUCACUCAUGGAAGUUAAAGGGUUAAAUUAAACAAAUGAAUCUUCAAUAUAUUUACAAACCUGUCAUCUUACUUUUGCCAACUUUGAGAAGGUCAAGAAAACCCCCAAAAAUUGAUCAAUAAAUUGGUUAUGUAAAUAUUGACUCUGUAAAUAAUAUUGUUGUGGGAAUCAAAUUUUAUUCUCCACCUGCCUGUUUAUUUUGGAGUUCUUUUGUUUCUGGUCUAAUCUGUCUCAUUUUGAACUAUCCUUUGGUUCCAUACUAUUUAACAAUUUUAAAAUGUGAAUUCAACAUUCAAAUUUUCAAUUCAAGACACAGCUUCAUUGGGGCAUGCUUGAUGGAUGUAGGAUGUAUCCGUAGGUUCAACUCAUAUGGUACACCAAAAAAACACUGUACAUCAGGUAUUUCUUAACUGCAAGGGGUUCAGUUGUGUGUGAUUAUUUGUUGCAGAUAAACCUAAUACUUAAGCAGUUUGAGGGAAUUAAGGAAGGCUAUCUGCAGAACAAAAGUGUUCCUUCAAUUGAUGAUCUAGGAUUCCUGUAAGUUGUUUUGAUUAAGGACAUGACUCCUAAGCAUUUUACAAAUGAAUUUGGACAAAUGUAAUUUGAGAAAAAGGGGGUGGUGAGAGCAUGAUUUUUUAUGUGACUCAUUACAAAUGAACUUCCAUUCAAAGAGCAGUUAAUCACAAAAGAUAAUCUAAAGUAAUCCAAAGGGGAACCACUGCAUUAUUCCAAACCCUCAUUCUAAACCCUUCCCUGCAAUAGUCCUUGCUAAAAAAUGUCCUUUGGAGAGGUGGCAGCUCUAAACAAGCAGCUUAUGUUAAUGUCUCUGCAGUGUUCUCCCAGCUCUCUAUUUUUCAACUGAAAUAACUGCCUACAGAAAAUGCAUUAAAUUUAAACAAAGAAGGGUGCUAUUAAAGAAGAGGUGCCUUAGUACCUCUUGAUCUUUAGUCAAUCAACCAUUGUGGCAUAUAGACCUCUCUAUUCAAAACAGCUUGAGCUGCCGCCAAUCCAAGGCACGUGAACAGCUGGUGGAUUUCUCAACAGCUCUAAGAAGUUUCUAUGUUUUAAUCACAAUGGAAGAAUUUGUUCAGGCCAACAUCUAUUUCCUCUAAUCAAAACUGUCUUCAUUUGUGGCAUAAAAUUUGAAAUUUGAAUGUUUGCUAGGACAUUGCAUAAUAUUAUCACACUGAGCUGAAAUCAAGGGCGAAGCCAACAAAUUUAUAGUGCUCCUUCAUGUUAGCUCAUGAUCAUAUCUAAAAUUUUUUUUGGAAGCCUUAUCCAAGCUGAUGGUGAUCUGGAAUCUCUAGAGCAGGCACUAAAAAAGAAGAAAGUCCACCAUGUCUUUGGCUCAGGAUCCUGUUCAGCACUUAUAAAGUUGUUGCCUGACAACAAAGACUUGUACAUCUCUCAAGUCACAUGGACAUCAUAUGCAGAGAUGUUAAGAGUGUUUAAGUUCUAUGAUUUUCCAUUUACUGUCAGUGGAAAUAAAGGUGAGCAUUAAUUUCAUGAAGCCUCUGUCUUGUUUGAUGUGGCCUUUAAAUUGCUUUAAAUUUUAUCUCAACAGGUUUGCAUCAUUUUAUUUAAGACUAUGUUUUCUUGAAUUUCUUUGUUUAAUCUAUCUCUGAAACUACUUCAGCUUAAGUAUCUGUAGAUGGAACCACUUGUAUCUCACCUGUGUGUUUUAACCCUUUAACUCUCAGAGGCAAUAAGCAUGUAACUUCUCCCCAUAAUAUCCAUAAAUUAUCCAGCAAACAGGUAAUGACAAGACAAACUUAUCAGCUAUAAGUUGUUAUCUCAACCUAACAUCAACUUUUUGUGACUAAUUUACUAGGAAAUGUGUAGCUGCUAGAGGGGAGAAUUAACAAUCAGAUGAUUGGCACUUUAAAGGGUUAAGUCCUUUGAGACAUAUGGAGGCUAGUGAAAUUUUAAGGUGCAGUUAAGUGAAAGGCUAAAGGAAAAAGGACAGAAAGGUUUAUAGAUUGAAGAGGGCUUUCUUACAUUCUUGGUUUGACUUAUUUUACAGGAGAAAUUAUUCCGGGCAGAAAAGCAAGUUUCUCUUCUUACCCUGGCUUGAUGACAAGUGGAGAUGAUUUUUACAUGUUAAGCAGUGGAAUGGUAAGCUCACAGAAACAUCUUUGUUACUUUCAAACAGUAACUUGCACCGGAAAAGUUUUUUAAUUUUUGGCUUUAGGAAAGUAACUGUCUAGAAUUUUUUUUAUUCACAUAGGUCUCUCAAGAGACCACAAUUGGUAAUAGCAAUCCAGACCUGUGGAAAUAUGUUUAUGCAGAGGGAAUUGUUCUAGAGUGGAUGCGCACAUUGGUAGCCAAUCGUUUGGCAAGAACAGCCGCUGAAUGGACUUAUCUCUUUGGAACACACAACAGUGGAACGUGAGUCACUUCCUUCAGUAUGUUUGAAACUUCUGGGUUAACUGAAUUUAUUACAGUUUGUUUUUUUUAAUGUAUUUAUAAUUUGUAUUUAGUAAUCUAAGAAAAAUAAGAUUUAAUGAUUUGCAAUAUGCCAGGAACACAUCCACCCUGCAGAUAUUUAUGUUUUCGUUAUUGUUGGCCAUAAUCCAAUUCAGUUUUCAAUUUUAAAUUUAUUUUCUUGCUAGUCUGUUGUUAUGCAAACUAUUCAAUUGAUAAAUGUUUCUUCUUGUUUUGCUUUUGUUUAAUGGAAAUUGAUGGGACAGUUACAACAAUGAGGUAAGUGAAAAACACCUUAGUCAAAGAUCAUGCAUUUUUUAUGAAACAACUCUUAAUUUUAUUUACCGACCAAUGUAUGCAUCUAUCAUGCUGUUGACAUCAACAUCUGGUCAUCUCGGAUAAGAUGACCUAGCAACAGGUUGUCCAAUGCAGUAACUGAAGCACCUCAUCACUUACUGUAAAGGGCACCUUAGUAUGUUAACCCUUUAACUCCCAAAAGUGAUUCAGCUUGAACUUCUCCCUACAAUAUCCAUCCAUUAUCCAGCAAACAGGUAAUGAGAAUACUCAAAUGUAUCAGGUGGAAGGUGUUGUCUGGAUCUAACACCAAAUUCUUACAACCAAUUAACAAGAAAAUGUGAGGCAGGUGGAGUGAAUUAACAAUCAGAUCCUGGGAGGUAAAGGGUUAAGUGACAGCAAAUGAAGGAUGACAGUGUGCUUCCUCCUAACUGUGAGUUUAUAGAUGCAUUGAUUCUCAAAUUUGUGGGAUAGUGAAUGUCAAAGUGUUAGUUUACCUGAGUAGUGGUAUUAGAUGAGUAUGCUCUUUCCAUUUGAGUCAAUCCAUACAAUUCUUAUAAUGUUAGUUCAGAGAAUUUAGUAUUGAAUCAACCGAUUAUCCCCAAAUUUAAUUUUUUUUCUCAUCACUUAUCUGGUUGAUAUUGUAUUGAUAUUGUUAGGAGAAAUUCUGUCUUGGUCACUCAUGGGAAUUAAAGGGUUAACUGCAUCUUACUGCACAGGUAAACCUGUGUCAAGCGGUUACCCACAGGAAAUGACGGGAUGACCGCUAAAUACGUGUUGACCGCUUAAUACAGGUUCCACAAUUUAGGAGUUUUAUAAAGAUGAUGAACAAUGCCACUUUUUGCCAUAAUUGACCAAUUAAUGUACAGAAUCUCGCUACGUACUUUGAUUUUGGGAGACACAUGGAUUAAAAAUUACCUGAAAGAUUAUUCUUCGUUUCAUCUGAGUGGUUCUUCUUUCAGUAACCGUAUAAUACAGGUGAAGGACAGUUAAAACAGGCUGUUGGCACUUCGUAGAGGGUGACCUCGUGCGCGUAAUAAAGGUGACCGCUUAGUAGAGGUGAAAAUUACACUGACUAAGGGGAAACAAAUUCGGGACUUUGACAACUGACUGCUUAAUACAGGGUGACCGCUUUAUACGGUGCCGCUAAAUACAGGUUCGACUGAUUUUUUUUUUUUUUCAUCAGUGGAUGGUUCUUGAUUAUAAAUUAUUCACUCCUGGUGAGCCGAUCAUUCCAGGAACAUUGUUGAUACUGGAGCAGUUACCUGGGAUAGUUGAAGUUGCAGACAUGUCUGUCUUCUUGCAGGAGAAGACAUACUGGGCUAGCUACAAUUUACCGUGAGUUAAACCAAUUCCGAGCAGAUAAUUUUACUUUGAUGUAUAUCAGACUCCAUUCUUACAUUUUGGAAAUCUCAAAGCUCUCUUUCUUUUUUUCUAGCUAUUUUCCAUACAUAUUCAACAUGAGCGGAACGAGAGAGAGCUAUGAGAAGUUUGGUUCAUGGUUUAGUUAUGAUGGCGCUCCAAGAGCACAGAUGUUCAAACGUGAUCACAACAAGGUUGUUGAUAUGGACAGCAUGAUGAAACUUAUGAGGUUCGUGUGCUUCUCUUCAAAUCGUUUUGUAAAUUCAAAUGAAAUAUGCCCAGAUCGUUGGGUAUGGCCCAGGUGUUUAGAAUUAGACUGUCAGACCCGUCGUUUUACGUUCGCCUACUUUUGUCAGCUGUUACAUCUGGACACUUCGCCUUUGUUCGUUUUUUACCUCAUGGUAUGACGUAGUCACACUCUGAGGUUUUGUUAUGGAAGUAAUUUCACUCACUUACCCACUCCAUUCUGAUUUUGUUAGACAAUUAGUAUAUGCAUUAAACGUGGAUCAAACGCGUUAUCCCCUACCUCCCCUACUAGAUUUGUUUCUGUCCCCAAAGUUUUGCUAUUGUCUUCUGUUCAUAUGUUUGGGGGUGGGACAGAGGUGGAAAUUUCUGCUGGAGUACAUGGAGUUAUCAAAAUAAUUCAAAAUGGUGUUCGUAUGCUAAAAUUAACAAGAUUGGUUUUCCUCUUUCAAUUUUUUCCCUUUUCAAGGUACAAUGACUAUAAGCACGAUCCACUAGCUCGUUGUAACUGCACCCCACCCUACAGCGGAGAGAAUGCCAUCUCUGCACGAUCGGACUUGAACCCAGCCGAUGGAAAGUAUCCAAUUGCAGCACUGGGUCACAGGCAACAUGGAGGAAUUGACGCCAAGGUGAGUAGUUUGUGGCCGUGAAGAUUUCAGAAAAGCAAACGAAAAAAAAACCGGGUAAAAGCUACAUCUGAUUGCACGGGUGUUACAACUUUUGGAAAUAUUUUGUGAAUUUAAACUGAAAACAUUAAUCAAAACAAAAAUCUGUGGCAGAGAGCAUAAAUACUAUUGCACUGUGACGGAGCUCAGGGAAAGGGGAAAUGUGACCACGUGAUGAUAAGUUUUGUCCCUGAUUGGUUUAGUUAGUAGGGCGAAUUCACGAACCAAUCAUGAAGCGCAAUGAUGCUGAACUGGAGUAACGCAAUAUAACUGAUGACAUCCAAAUGACAAUGACUACAAGAGACGGUUUAUUGGCUAAAUUCGCGUCAGUGAAACUGUACGUUCAAGCAAAUAUGCAGAGACACUACCGACUUGAUUAGUAUUGCCUUUUAUAAAGAAAAAUUAUUCCUGGACCUUGUAUUGCACGUUUUGGCGAGUGCCUGAAGGCUUAUGUCAUGAAAUAGUUCGGUACUAAAGUAGUCGGGUGUCAUAUCUUUUUGCUCGCUCCAGCUGACAAAUUCAGAGAUGGUGAAGACAUUGCAGUGUGUGGCUGUCAGCGGUCCAACGCAUGACCAGCAGCCUGUCUUUAAGUGGAGCACUUCAGGUUGGAAAAGGCCCAUGGGACAUCCUGACGCCUGGGACUUUGAACCAGUCACUGUCAAGUGGGAUGACGAUUUGUCGGACGAUUUUUAACACCAUAUUUGACUUGGAAUUAUUCGUGUGUCUUUAUCCAGUAACUAAUACUUCGAUAAGAAAAAAAGGUCGUUGAGUAGUUUGUAGGUAAGGAAAGAGAAACAAUCCAUCGAUUGAGUAUCCUUACCGUGGGAACUAUCAUAUUUUGUAACACGUUUUUUGGUAAUGAAGUAUUUCGUUCAGAUUUGAUGUUGUGAUUAAACUGAUUCUCCUUAGUUUUUUUUAUUUGAUAGGAAGUAUUUCUUCAGGUUCUGGCUUAACCAAGAACACUUUGGCUAAGUCAUUUUCUCUUUUUAAUCGAUUAAAAAAAAUUUUAAGACAUGAUGGAAUAACCUUGUCUUGUAGCGGAAAAGGAUAAGUAGGAAUGUGUGGAGACAGGUUGUCGGUAUUUAGAGUUUUGGAGCUGAAAAUUUACCUGUUUAAUCAUAGGGUAAUACACAUAAAAGUUAACCAACCAAUCAAGAGGAUUUCCUCCUAGUUGAUGAUUAUAUUCAUGUGGCAUCGGUCCUUGGUGAUUUAUGCACAUUACUGCGUGAAUCUAUUUAAACUGGAAUCUCUAUCUUGAUCAAGCCUCCAUCCAAAAAAACCAAGCCGCAAACUCGCGGAAAGUGUUCAGCCAUUAGGCCCUCAAGUAAAAUAGGUUUUCGAGAACUUAAUCCAUUCUGUUGGAAGGUCAUCGGUCAAAACUAAACCUAACGAAUCACUCCUCUACAUUUUCCUGCGGCGUUCUUGUUACUAUAGCUACAUAACAAUAUGACUAUUUUCCUUAUUCGAAAACGAAAAGAAAAACAGAACUGACAGUUAUUCAGGCGUUUAAAUAUAAAAGAAUCUUUCUAUCGCCAGUAAAACCCAGCCGCCCGUGUAAAACAGUCAGAUUGUCCAG
This is a messenger RNA of Pocillopora meandrina, 8688 nucleotides long. The record is from the annotation of a GenBank genome assembly. Lineage: Eukaryota; Metazoa; Cnidaria; Anthozoa; Scleractinia; Pocilloporidae.